GUCUGUCGCGUGUCAAAGUCGUCAUCUUUAAGCUCACGAGUGUGGCUGACAAGUAAUAAGCCACACGUUUACAAGUGAAUUUAAUGCUGUUGGGACAAUCGUUCUUUGCCUAUUUGAUAACAUAAGAUGUCUUCACUCCUCAAGGUGAAAAAUGAACUUAAAGCCAAGGUUGAUGCUUUCAGGGAGCGUAUCACUUCAGAAGCAGAGGAUCUAGUUGCGAAUUUUUUCCCAAAGAAGUUGCUGGAACUUGAUCACUUCCUAAAGGAUCCAAUCAUAAACAUCUCUGAACUGAAGGAGAUACACUCGGAGAUAAACCUGACGGUGCCAGACCCCAUUGUGCUCUCAAACCUGCAUGACGGACUAGAAGCGCAAAAUGCCAAAAAGCGAAAGCUCGAGGAUGGAGGUGGGGAGGACAUGGUGACUGGCACCAAAGUCUUUGUCAUGCCUGGUGGGAUGAUGAAGAGCAACGGAAACCUUGUUGAUCUUAUUGAAAAGGUUAAACCAGAGAUCAGGACACUCAUUGAGAAAUGUAACACAGUCAAAAUGUGGGUUCAGCUGCUUAUCCCCAGGAUAGAGGAUGGCAACAACUUUGGAGUGUCCAUCCAGGAGGAGACAGUAGCUGAACUCAGAACAGUUGAAGGGGAGGCAGCAUCUUACCUUGAUCAGAUAUCAAGAUACUACAUCACAAGGGCAAAGCUGGUUUCUAAAAUAGCUAAAUAUCCACAUGUGGAGGACUAUCGGCGCACAGUAACCGAGAUUGAUGAGAAGGAAUACAUCAGUCUGAAGAUCAUAGUUUCGGAGCUCAGAAAUCAAUACGUAACGUUACACGACAUGAUCCUGAAGAACAUUGAGAAGAUCAAGAGGCCUCGAAGCAGUAAUACUGACGCAUUGUACUGAUGUUCAUCCAGCCAUCUCAGCCUCCACCUCCCAUCUCCAACCCCGUCUCCCUGCCAUGCCUGUUGAGCUACAGUAGUCUGACCCUGGUCCACAGGACUACAAUUAGACAUUCACCUACUUCAGUACAAUCAAUACCACCCAGUGCAAAAACAUAGCUUCCAUAGAUGGACACAACGCACAUGUUUUUGUUUUAAUUGUAAAAUAUUUUUCUUGUUUUAAACCAUUUGAAGAAAAAUGGGGAGAUAGAUCAUUGACAACAAAAAGCGCUAUGUAUUUUUUAAUUUUAAUUAAACAUUUUGUCCUCA
This is a messenger RNA of Siniperca chuatsi (mandarin fish), 1202 nucleotides long. It is a transcript of the gene psme3, whose product is annotated as proteasome activator subunit 3. Gene Ontology annotation, cellular component: proteasome activator complex; cytoplasm; nucleoplasm. The record is from RefSeq and is a predicted model, not a curated record. The transcript is spliced from 10 exons. The coding region runs from base 127 to 897 and encodes 256 amino acids. Gene Ontology annotation, molecular function: endopeptidase activator activity. NCBI's taxonomy places the organism in Eukaryota, Metazoa, Chordata, Actinopteri, Centrarchiformes, Sinipercidae. Gene Ontology annotation, biological process: regulation of proteasomal protein catabolic process; positive regulation of endopeptidase activity; regulation of G1/S transition of mitotic cell cycle.